CAAUAGACGCAAGUAGACGGCAGAACUGUUACUUUCAGUUUCAGCUGAUAAGUCAGCUAAAAUGAAGUUUUGUUUACUGUAAGCUCAAACCACGAAAUGAGUUUGCUAAUAUAUUUUACUGCCUUUAACGUAACGAAAGUGAAAAUUAAACAAUUGAAUUCCUAAUAAUGACCUUGACCUGUGUUCAAGAAUGCCUUCAGUCCUUCAAUGCUGCGGUGACAAAGAAAUGGGCUGGGAUGAGCGUCGCUAAAAUGAAUAAGUUAUCAAACGACCGACUAUAUUUCAAGGUCUUUAUUGACAGAAGCAAUUUUCUGUAGAUUGUUUAUGUUUAUUCGUUUCUAAACAGACAACUUGUAAAUUACGUUUCUGCAGUCAUGGAUGACAUUUGCAUCCCCAAGUCUCCUAUCCCAGAUAAGUGGGAUACCACUCGUAUGGAGAUUAUUAAAUUUAAAUACAUGUGGACAAUUAGUAAUUUUAGUUUCUUUUGGAAUAAUACACCAGGGGCAUACAUGGACUCUCCUGUUUUCUCAACAGGAGCAAAUGACAAGAUUAAAUGGCACUUGCGACUCUACCCCAAUGGCAAUUAUUACGCUUCAGAUUAUGGGAACAUAGCUCUCUAUUUGUAUCUCAAAUCAUGUGAUGCGCCUAGCAUUGAAGCCAAGUGUAAAUUCUCAAUCAUUAAUAAUAGGAGAGAGGAGACUAACGUAAAAAGCUCAAGAUACUGUCAUAGAUUUGUCAAAAUAAUUGAUUCCCAGCGCUUUACUGGGCUUGCCAACUUUAUAAGUCGUGAUUACGUUAUGGAUCAAUCAAAUGGAUUGUUGCCAAAUGACACACUUACAAUACUCUGUGAAAUUCGAGCUUGUAGAGGAAUAAUAAAUAUUUUAGGCCUAAGUAUAUCAGAGCAACUCAAAAUGCCUAGGAGUCAGCCCGAUGACUUUGGAGCACUGUUAGACAGUGAAGAGUUCAGCGAUGUUUCAAUUAUUGUGGGAUGUAGAGAAUUUAAAGUACAUAAAGCUAUACUAGCAGCACGAAGUCCAGUUUUCUUAGCUAUGUUUAAGCAUGAUAUGAAGGAAAAGAAUGAAAAUAUAGUAGAGAUUCGCGAUAUGGAUGAAAGAGUCAUGCGAGAAGUAUUGAGAUUUAUUUAUGCCGAGAGGGUGGAGAGAAUCCAAGAUAUGGCCAAUGACCUAUUGGCUGCUGCUGAAAAAUACUCAUUAGAGGGUUUAAAAAUCAUGUGCGAAGAAGCUCUGUGCGGAAAAUUAACUGUUAACAAUGCUGCUGAUGUCUUAGCUUUAGCUGACAUGUACAAUGCUGAUUGUUUGAAGACACAAGUCAUUCAUUUCCUUGUUGCGCAUGGUAAAGAUCCUUCGUUGUGGACACGCUAUCUCAAUGCUUCUACCAAGUCUCAGUCAAUGUUCGCUGGAUUUUCAGAUAUAUUAAGUAACUAUGUUAAAUUACUCAUAAUUUCUUCUUUAUGCGCAUUCAUUGCAAUUCUGUUAGUGCCAUACGUAUCUCUACUUGUUGAUCCCAUGUGCGAUGUAACUGCAAAAUUUUGUGCCCCCCACAAGGAUAUAGUAAUGGAUUCAGACACAGUCUCUACAGUCUUGAUGAAGAUGCAGAAAAGUGCAUCUUCCUUCAUGGAGGAUCUGUAUGCCUUCUUUUUGUAUUUCUUCAGACUGUUUCUGAAUUCCUUUGUCAAUCCUUUUUCUGUUGAAAAUGAAUUUCAAGGCGAGAAUUGAGCACUAGAUUUUUAAUUUAUAUUUUAACUCUGCAUACUUCAAUAAGCAAGUCUGUAAAAAUUAAACAAGACUAGAUUGCCUGAUAAUUUUUAAUCAAUUACAGUAUAACUCAAAGUAGUAUAUGUAUAUAUAGAAGUGUUUUGAUUUUGAAAGAGUAUUCAAACUUGUGCUCUAAUGAGGCUAAAUUUUACAAGCUAAGGAUGUGCUUAUUGGAAAUUGAAUUUCAAUGGUAAACGCACCAGUGCAUUAAUGGUAAAAUAGUGAUAAAUUAAAAAUAAACGAACAAAAAAUAGCGGUGAUAACUAUAAAGCAGGAUAUACCAUAGAAAGACAUAUUCUUAUAAAUAUAUUUCGAACUAUUUUUGUAGUUGCAUGUUUUAAAGAAAGUUUAUGAAAAAUACUUUUGAGCCACGGGUGCGCACUUCUUUUACCUGCCUAACUAUAUAAUCCAGAUACCUUAUCAGGUGUCUGUAUAAAUGUACGCACCCGGAGGUUCAAUCGGAUUAUAGAGCGUUUUAGUGUUAUAUUUUUCUCUGAAUAUUUUUUAAGAGGUAAAAAUUAUGAAAAAAGUACCUGUAUCUACCAAGUGAACGCGAUGAUUCGACACGUUCAGAAACGUCUAAUAUUUAUUGUCGUAUAUACAACUGUAUUUUUAACUAUAUUUGUCAAUUGUUUCUAUAUUUUAUGUCAAAAUUACAUAUCAAUGACAAAUCAUUAUUAUUAUUCCGACUUGUAACUAUGAUGUUACUUUUCACAUUAUUUUAUAAUUACGAUAUUUUCUACACGAUUUAUUGAUAAGUGCGAUUCCCAAAAGUCUCGCAUCUUUUACUUAUUGUCUCUUUUCUUUGAAAAAUUCUCGUGCAAUAUUUUAAGAUUAAUGUUAAAUGUUAACAGUUAGAUGAAUUAAUUCUAAAUAAGUAUAUUAUAUAUGAGGUCAUUAUAUUGCAUGCGAAAUUAUAAGAAUACACAAAGUUGUUGAUUUAAAAUUUUAAAGCACUAUAUUAUAUAAUAUAUUUUAAAAAUCGAAUCAAUUUUAUCUUUAUGUAAAAAGUUUCGAUCGAAGGAAAAGUUUAGCAAUAAAGCAAAAUGUUACCAAAAUAA
Molecule: messenger RNA, 2836 nt
Organism: Nasonia vitripennis (jewel wasp)
Lineage: Eukaryota; Metazoa; Arthropoda; Insecta; Hymenoptera; Pteromalidae
Product: speckle-type POZ protein B
Exons: 2
Coding region: 375-1736 (453 amino acids)
Biological process (GO): proteasome-mediated ubiquitin-dependent protein catabolic process; regulation of proteolysis
Cellular component (GO): nucleus; cytoplasm
Molecular function (GO): ubiquitin protein ligase binding
Source: RefSeq, a predicted model, not a curated record